Messenger RNA from Effrenium voratum, 523 nucleotides. NCBI's taxonomy places the organism in Eukaryota, Dinophyceae, Suessiales, Symbiodiniaceae. The record is from the annotation of a GenBank genome assembly.
AAUGUCCGCAGUGUUUAGGGUCGCGCGGGCGGCAGUUUCACCUGUGAUGGGGGACACCAUAUCUUGCUCGACGCACUGUGCACCGAACUGCAUAUCUCGGCAGCCGCCGGGCAAUGAUGUGGUGGAGGAGCCUCCCAGGAAGAGCGCAGGCAGAACUUAUCCGGUAGCAGAUCCUGUCGAUCUUCAACUGAAUUGGCAGACGAUUGCCGUGCGACACGCUUGGCGAAAAGCUGCAGAGAUGGGCGAUGCUGGCAUAGGACCUCCGUUACCUGUGAAGGGCCUACCCGAAGAGGCAAAGGCCUACAUUGAUCCAGCGGCGUCAAAGAAAUCCGCGCGUUCGGCCAAUGGAGCUGACAAAGUCUCCGGAGGUGAUGUCUUCAAAAUAUGAGCCUGGCCUGUGCUUUACGGAAAGCAGGAAAUGUUGUUUAUGCCUUGUUUAUCACUCUCUUUGGCAUUGCUAGGCUUGUCAAUGUCUCACACAGAAAGGUUUCACUGGCAGCUCAGACUGAAGAGUCAGCAAACC